This is a messenger RNA of Nomascus leucogenys (northern white-cheeked gibbon), 1885 nucleotides long. RefSeq names its product adenosine receptor A3 (gene ADORA3). Lineage: Eukaryota; Metazoa; Chordata; Mammalia; Primates; Hylobatidae. Gene Ontology annotation, molecular function: G protein-coupled adenosine receptor activity. Gene Ontology annotation, biological process: G protein-coupled adenosine receptor signaling pathway. The record is from RefSeq and is a predicted model, not a curated record. Gene Ontology annotation, cellular component: plasma membrane; dendrite; synapse.
CUCACUUCCUGAAAUACCCCUGAAGAGGGUUGCUUAUCUUGAUGGAACUCAAAAAGCCAAAAAGCUGCAGGCAGAGGCCUUGAGGACAUUUGUUUGGGGAACUAAGAGCAGCAGCACUUUCAGAUUCAGUCCAUAUAGAGCUGUCCUACAGCGUUCUGGAAACUUGAGGAUGUGCGGCGCAUAAGGGGGCUGGAAGUGACCCACCUGUGAUGAGCCCUUUCUAAGGAGAGGGGUUUCCAAGAGAUCACCCCACCAGAAAAGGGUAGGAAUGAGCAAGUUGGGAAUUUUAGACUGUCACUGCACAUGGACCUCUGGGAAGACUUCUGGCGAGAGCUAGGCCCACUGGCCCUACGGACGGAUCUUGCUGGCUCACCUGUCCCUGUGGAGGUUCCUCUGGGAAGGCAAGAUGCCUAACAACAGCACUGCUCUGUCAUUGGCCAAUGUUACCUACAUCACCAUGGAAAUUUUCAUUGGACUCUGCGCCAUAGUGGGCAACGUGCUGGUCAUCUGCGUGGUCAAGCUGAACCCCAGCCUGCAGACCACCACCUUCUAUUUCAUUGUCUCUCUAGCCCUGGCUGACAUUGCUGUUGGGGUGCUGGUCAUGCCUUUGGCCGUUGUUGUCAGCCUGGGCAUGACAAUCCACUUCUACAGCUGCCUUUUUAUGAGCUGCCUACUGCUUAUCUUUACCCACGCCUCCAUCAUGUCCUUGCUGGCCAUCGCCGUGGACCGAUACUUGCGGGUCAAGCUUACCGUCAGAUACAAGAGGGUCACCACUCACAGAAGAAUAUGGCUGGCCCUGGGCCUUUGCUGGCUGGUGUCAUUCCUGGUGGGAUUGACCCCCAUGUUUGGCUGGAACAUGAAACUGACCUCAGAGUACCACAGAAAUGUCACCUUUCUUUCAUGCCAAUUCGUUUCCGUCAUGAGAAUGGACUACAUGGUAUACUUCAGCUUCUUCACCUGGAUUUUCAUCCCCCUGGUUGUCAUGUGCGCCAUCUAUCUUGACAUCUUUUACAUCAUUCGGAACAAACUCAGUCCGAACUUCUCUAACUCCAAAGAGACGGGUGCAUUUUAUGGACGAGAGUUCAAGACGGCUAAGUCCUUGUUUCUGGUUCUUUUCUUGUUUGCUCUGUCAUGGCUGCCUUUAUCUAUCAUCAACUGCAUCAUCUACUUUAAUGGUGAGGUACCACAACUUGUGCUGUACAUGGGCAUCCUGCUGUCCCAUGCCAACUCCAUGAUGAACCCUAUCGUCUAUGCCUAUAAAAUAAAGAAGUUCAAGGAAACCUACCUUUUGAUCCUCAAAGCCUGUGUGGUCUGCCAUCCCUCUGAUUCUUUGGACACAAGCAUUGAGAAGAAUUCUGAGUAGUUAUCCAUCAGAGAUGGCUCUGUCUCAUUGACCUUCAGAUUCACCAUCAACAAACACUUGAGGGCCUGUAUGCCUGGGCCAAGGGAUUUUUACAUCCUUGAUUACUUCCACUGAGGUGGGAGCAUCUCCAGUGCUCCCCAAUUAUAUCUCCCCCACUCCACUACUGUCUUCCUCCACUUCAUUUUUCCCUUGUCCUUUCUCUCUAAUUGAAUGUUUUGGAGGCCUGACUUGGGGACAACGUAUUAUUGAUACUAUUGUCUGUUUUCCUUCUUCCCAAAUAGAAGAAUAAGUCAUGGAGCCUGAAGGGUGCCUAGGUGACUUACUGACAAAAGGUUCUAGUUGGGCUGAACAUGUGUGUGGUGGUGACUCAUUUCCAUGCCAUUGUGGAAUUGAGCAGAGAACCUGCUCUCGGAGGAUGCCUAAGAGAUGUUGGGAACAGAAGGAAUAAACUGAGUUUAAGGGGGACUUAAACUGCUGAAUUCACCUGUGGAUGUUUUUCAGUAAAUAAAAGCUAAUAGCUAA